Messenger RNA from Helobdella robusta, 1206 nucleotides. RefSeq lists its product as hypothetical. Gene Ontology annotation, biological process: hippo signaling; peptidyl-serine phosphorylation; regulation of organ growth. The record is from RefSeq and is a predicted model, not a curated record. The annotation marks the transcript as partial. NCBI's taxonomy places the organism in Eukaryota, Metazoa, Annelida, Clitellata, Rhynchobdellida, Glossiphoniidae. The transcript has 7 exons. Gene Ontology annotation, molecular function: ATP binding; protein serine/threonine kinase activity.
ACACACACACACACUACCACACACACACACACUACCACGCACACACCUACGCAGGUCUUGAAAUACUACGAAGAACGACAGAAACGCCUGCUACAGUUGGAGCGAGAGAUGCAGGAGAUCAACCUGUCGGAAGCCAAUAGGGACCAGGUUCGACAGCUGCUUCGCCAGAAGGAGAGCCAGCAUCUGAGGUUCAGAAGGACUAAGAUGGACAUCAGUGCCUUUCAGAAGCUGGCCAUGCUGGGCGGGGGGGCUUUUGGCUGCGUCUACCUCGUCAGGAAGAUGGAUUCGGGCAUCCUGUAUGCCAUGAAGUGCAUGAGGAAGAAGGAGGUCUGGAGUAAGAAACAGAUUGCUCAUGUCAAGGCGGAAAGAGAUGUGCUGGCCGAGGCGGACAACAGGUGGGUUGUCAAUCUGUACUACUCAUUUCAAGAUGCCGAUCAUUUAUACCUCGUUAUGGAUUAUAUCCCUGGCGGCGAUUUGAUGGGUCUGCUGAUCAAGAAGGGUAUAUUUGAGCACCAGCUGGCUCUCUUUUACAUUGCUGAAUUGGUUCUUGCUAUUGCCAGUGUACAUAAAUUAGGAUUCAUCCACCGAGAUAUCAAACCGGACAACAUCCUGAUAGACAGGCACGGACAUAUCAAGUUGACCGACUUCGGCCUAUGCACUGGUUUCCAUUGGACGCACGAUUCCAACUAUUACAAUGAUGACGCCAAAGCCCCACGUGUUACGAGUCCAAAAUCUAGACGCAAACAACAACAACAACAUCUCAACAACAACAACAACAAAUUGCAACGAAAAGUUGCGAAAUCUCUCGUCGGAACGCCCAACUACAUCGCGCCGGAAGUCCUUUUGCAAGAAGGAUACACAUCGUGUUGUGAUUGGUGGAGCGUUGGGGUGAUUUUGUACGAAAUGAGGUUCGGUCAACCGCCGUUCAGGGCUGAAGAUGCUUCGGAAACCCAAAUUAAAGUGGUGAACUGGCGACACACCCUCCACUACCCACCUCUCCCUCACAACCCAGUCUCCAAAAGCACCAUCGACCUCAUCUCAAAACUCUGUCGCGAGGCGGAAACUCGUCUGGGAUCGGGACCCGGCGGGGCGGACGAUAUUAAGGCACAUCCCUUUUUCUCCGGAAUCGACUUUUCAGCCAUCCACUCCAUAGACCCUCCCUACAUACCGAGAUUAUCCGGCCCACUUGAUAUAUCGAACUUCGAU